GAAUGUGUCGAAUUCUUGUUCAAGGGAUGUGGAGGAAAUCAAAAUCGUUUUGCCUCAAAGGAGGACUGCUUGCAGGGAUGCAAAAGUCUAACUCUUUGCGGUAAAGGUCUUCCACUUAUGGAUUUCGCAGGAAAUAUCAAGAGAUGCGAAGCCGACAGAGUGCCCUGUCCAGGCUCUCACGAAUGCAUUGGGCGUGGAAUGGAGUCAGUGUGCUGCCAGAAAGCAGAUACUACUACGAUGCCGCGUCUAAACUCUGUCCGUUCCUUCACUUUCACUGGCUGCGGCGGCAACGAGAACAAUUUCAAGACAAAAGGCGAAUGCACACAGUUUUGCAGCAAUGAGAUUAUUUGUCCACGAGGUGAUCCUCACCCUGAUCGAUAUUCAAUCAAUAAAAUUGCAACUUGCCACGAAGACAAGCACUGUCCGAGAAACUACACAUGCACUCCAGGAUCGGAAAGAAAGGAGCGUGCUGUCCAAGUAAAGGUGGCGAGUGACUCCGAG
This is a messenger RNA of Ostertagia ostertagi, 501 nucleotides long. NCBI's taxonomy places the organism in Eukaryota, Metazoa, Nematoda, Chromadorea, Rhabditida, Trichostrongylidae. The record is from the annotation of a GenBank genome assembly.